Umbelopsis ramanniana AG is the source of this 1591-nucleotide messenger RNA. RefSeq lists its product as uncharacterized. The record is from RefSeq and is a predicted model, not a curated record. Gene Ontology annotation, cellular component: cytoplasm. Gene Ontology annotation, biological process: transsulfuration. The coding region runs from base 166 to 1305 and encodes 379 amino acids. Lineage: Eukaryota; Fungi; Mucoromycota; Umbelopsidomycetes; Umbelopsidales; Umbelopsidaceae. The transcript has 5 exons. Gene Ontology annotation, molecular function: pyridoxal phosphate binding; carbon-sulfur lyase activity.
GCACGUUUAAACAGUCGCCAUUUUCAACACGAAGGCACAAUUCGGUGAUAGCAUGUCAUCAAACUCAAAUAUUCGCUUAUCCCGUGAGACCCGCCACUUUUCUACAUAAACUGGUGUGAGAAAUCAGCAUCGCCUGUGCCUCUAGAACCUUUUUUUCUAUCAUCCAUGGUUCAUUUAGACGCUGACCCUAGCCUACUUGGUUUUGCAAGCUUAUCCAUUCAUGCCGAUGAUUUCCUGUCGAAAACCAGCGACAUCGCGCCGGCUAUCCAUGUGUCUACCACCUAUUCGCAGCCCGAUCCCGACCAACAGCCUGCCGAUGGCAACGGUCUUAUCUACAGUCGAUACUCUACGGCCACUAGAGAUCGUGUCGAGCUUGUGCUGGGGACGCUGAACAAGGGCUAUGCUGUAACGUACUCUUCAGGUUUAUCGUCCGGAUUUGCUGCCUUGCUGCAUAUUCGUCCCAAUCGCAUUGCCAUAGGCGGCGGAUAUCAUGGUACGCACGGAUUCAUUGAAGUAUACAAGCGCCAUCGCGACAUUGCCAUUAUUGACCUGGACGCUGAAUUGCAAAAGGGCGAUCUGGUGUGGCUGGAAUCCCCCUUGAAUCCUACAGGCGAAGUCUAUGAUAUUUUAGCUUACACUGAACGCGCUCAUAAAGUUGGCGCAACCGUGCUUGUUGAUUCUACAUUUGCCCCGCCCCCUUUGACCUGGGCCAUUGAGCUUGGCGCGGAUAUUGUGCAGCAUUCCGCUACCAAGUAUUUUGCGGGUCAUUCCGACGCCCUGGGAGGCGUAUUGGUGGUUAAAUCGGAGAAAGAAGCUGACCUGCUGCGGAGUGACCGCAAUGUCCUCGGCUCGGUGCUUGGAUCACUGGAAGCCUGGCUGCUAUUACGCUCUUUGAGAACUCUGAAGCUGCGAGUCACGCACCAAUCGCAAACAACAGCAAGUUUGGUGGCAUGGUUGAAUCAAGCCUCAGACGGCAAGGCGCAUGAUGGUAUUCCUGCUAAUGCCAUCUACGCCGUCAAGCAUGCUAGCAUUCAGAAGGUCAAAUGGGAUAUCCAACGACAAUAUCCUGGCGGGUUUGGAGCGACGUUCAGUGUUUUGUUGACAUCCAAGACAGCAGCGCAGAGACUUCCGUUCCGUCUCAAACUCUUCCAUGCAGCUACAUCUUUGGGAGGUGUAGAGUCGCUUGCCGAAUGGCGCUACCAGUACGAUCCCGAAAUCGACGACCGUCUAGUACGCGUUAGUGUGGGUUUGGAGGAAUUGGAUGAUCUGAAACAAGACUGGAGACAAGCUUUGUCGGACGUGUAGUUAUAGCGUGGCAUCAUUACCAUUGGUUUGGCUGGCUGGAGAUCCUUGCACAAAUAAAAUUUAUCCCACAGAAGCGUAUCUUAAAAUAACUUCCAUCAACAUGGUGUUUGCCAAGCGGUGACUACGAGCAAAAAGGUACCUAACCCCCUUUUUUUGUUUUCAUUGUUUAAUUUAGAAGCUUCUAUAUGCAUUGCAGAAAAAUAGGAGAACUGCCAUGGUUUCCAAGUAGUGAAACCUCACGUGUGCCAUUUUCAACAUCAGCCAUUUGCGAACAAUGAACUGUUUG